Debaryomyces tyrocola is the source of this 93-nucleotide messenger RNA. NCBI's taxonomy places the organism in Eukaryota, Fungi, Ascomycota, Pichiomycetes, Serinales, Debaryomycetaceae. The record is from the annotation of a GenBank genome assembly.
AUGACUAGACAAACUUACUUAGAUGCUAUCAAGGAUAAAUUAUAUGGGGACUCUGCCGUUGAAAAAUUUGGUGUGUUGCUUAUCCUGCUUUGA